Messenger RNA from Selaginella moellendorffii, 5720 nucleotides. Its product is annotated as DNA-directed RNA polymerase II subunit 1. Gene Ontology annotation, biological process: transcription by RNA polymerase II. The record is from RefSeq and is a predicted model, not a curated record. Gene Ontology annotation, cellular component: RNA polymerase II, core complex. Lineage: Eukaryota; Viridiplantae; Streptophyta; Lycopodiopsida; Selaginellales; Selaginellaceae. The transcript has 13 exons. The coding region runs from base 52 to 5451 and encodes 1799 amino acids. Gene Ontology annotation, molecular function: DNA binding.
GUUUGCAGCGCCUAGGGUUUGAUCAAGCGCCUAGCGCCCAGCGCCAUCGUCAUGGAUCUCCGGUUCCCUUACUCUCCGGCGGAGCUGGCGCGGGUCAAGCGCGUCCAGUUUGGGCUGAUGAGCCCUGACGAAAUUCGGCAAAUGUCCGUCUGUAAGAUCGAGUCGAGCGAGACUUACGACAGGGGUAAGCCAAAAUCUGGCGGCCUCAGCGACCCGAGACUGGGAACGAUUGACCGACAAACCAAGUGUGAGACUUGUGGCGGGAGUAUGGCUGAGUGUCCUGGGCAUUUUGGGCAUUUAGAGCUUGCCAAGCCCAUGUUUCACAUCGGAUUCCUCAAGACAGUACUGGCCCUCCUCCGCUGUGUGUGCUACAACUGCUCGCAUAUCCUAGCACUCGAGAACGAUCACAAGUUCAAGCUCGCGAAAAAGGCGAAGAAUCCCAAGCAGAGGCUCAAAAAGGUCUUAGAGUGCUGUAAGAACAAGCAGAAAUGCGAGGGAAACAACAACGAUAUGGAUGGCGAACAAGAUGAUCAAGAGGGCGAGCAGAAAGGCCACGGAGGUUGUGGAGCUCAGCAGCCGAAAAUCACCAUUGACGGGAUGAAGAUUAUUGCCGAGUUCAAGGUUCCAAAAAAGAAAGGCGACGACCAGGAUCAGUAUUUGCCAGAGCCUGUCGAAAGAAAACAGCAACUUACUGCUGAAAGGGUUCUGGGUAUACUAAAGAGGAUAAGUGACGAGGAAUGCCGCAUACUCGGUCUUGAUCCUCAGUUUGCUCGUCCAGACUGGAUGAUUUUACAAGUUUUGCCCAUUCCACCUCCACCCGUGAGGCCUUCUGUGAUGAUGGACAGCUCGGCCCGCAGUGAAGACGACUUAACUCACCAACUUGCCAUGAUAAUUCGGCACAAUAACAACCUGAAGCGGCAGGAGCAGAAUGGUGCGCCGACACAUAUUAUCAAUGAGUUCACCCAGCUCUUGCAAUUUCAUAUUGCGACAUAUUUCGAUAAUGAUCUUCCUGGCCAGCCAAGGGCAACACAACGCUCUGGUAGACCCAUCAAAUCCAUCUGCCAACGCCUAAAGGCUAAAGAGGGACGGAUUCGUGGGAACCUGAUGGGCAAGCGUGUUGAUUUUUCUGCUCGAACAGUUAUCACCCCGGAUCCGAAUAUCAAUAUUGACGAGCUAGGAGUGCCAUGGAGUAUUGCGUUGAACUUGACUUAUCCAGAAACUGUGACUCCAUAUAACCUCGAACGAUUGAAAGAGCUGGUGGAAUAUGGGCCGCAUCCACCCCCUGGUAAAACAGGUGCAAAGUAUAUCAUUAGAGAAGAUGGUCAGCGUCUGGAUCUAAGGUAUCUCAAAAAGAGCAGUGAUCGGCACUUGGAACUUGGCUACAAGGUUGAGAGACACUUAUGCGACGGCGAUUUUGUGCUCUUUAACCGGCAGCCAAGUCUGCAUAAAAUGUCAAUCAUGGGACACCGAAUACGGAUAAUGCCUUACUCGACGUUUCGGCUUAAUCUCUCCGUGACGAGUCCAUACAAUGCUGAUUUUGAUGGGGACGAGAUGAACAUGCAUGUGCCUCAGUCUUUCGAAACCAGGGCUGAGGUCUCAGAGCUCAUGAUCGUUCCCAAGUGUAUAGUGUCUCCGCAGUCGAACAGACCCGUUAUUGGAAUCGUCCAGGACACACUUCUUGGGUGUCGAAAAGUAACCAAGAGGGAUACUUUUAUUGAAAAGGACGUUUUCAUGAACAUCCUGAUGUGGUGGGAAGAUUUUGAUGGGAAAGUGCCGACUCCAGCAAUUGUCAAACCAAGGCCAAUAUGGACUGGAAAGCAGAUUUUUAGUCUGAUUAUUCCCAAGCAAAUCAAUAUGGUGCGAACUGCUGCCUGGCAUAAUGACAGUGAAACGGGCGAUAAUUCUCCUGGUGACACGAUGGUGCGCAUCGAGAAGGGCGAACUCCUGACUGGCACACUCUGUAAAAAGACAUUAGGAACAUCGUCUGGGAGUUUGAUUCACGUCAUAUGGGAGGAAGUCGGGCCUGAUGCUGCUCGCAAAUUUUUGGGUCAUACACAGUGGCUUGUCAAUUAUUGGUUGCUGCAACACGGUUUCAGCAUUGGUAUUGGAGACACAAUUGCUGACUCUGCAACCAUGGAGAAGAUUAAUGACACUAUCUUUAAGGCCAAGAACGAAGUGAAAGACCUGAUUAAAAUCGCGCAAGAGAAGCAGCUAGAGUCUCAGCCCGGUCGAACAAUGAUGGAGUCUUUUGAAAACAGAGUCAAUCAGGUCCUUAACAGAGCUCGUGAUGAAGCCGGAAGCAGUGCUCAGAAAAGCUUGUCUGAGAGCAACAACGUAAAAGCUAUGGUGACCGCUGGAUCGAAGGGCUCGUUCAUCAACAUAUCCCAGAUGAUUGCUUGUGUGGGACAGCAGAACGUUGAAGGGAAACGAAUUCCGUUCGGUUUCAUCGACAGAACGCUCCCGCACUUUACAAAGGAUGACUACGGCCCCGAGAGUAGGGGGUUCGUCGAAAAUUCUUAUCUACGGGGUCUCACACCGCAGGAGUUCUACUUUCACGCCAUGGGAGGUCGAGAGGGUCUUAUCGAUACAGCAGUGAAGACUUCGGAGACAGGUUACAUCCAAAGACGUCUAGUGAAGGCAAUGGAAGACGUGAUGGUGAAAUACGAUGGCACAGUUCGGAAUUCGCUGGGGGACGUUAUACAGUUCUUAUACGGAGAAGAUGGCAUGGACGCGGUUUGGAUUGAAUCACAGCAUCUCGACUCCAUCAAAAUGAAGAAGAAGAAUUUUGAUAUGACUUAUAAGUUCGAGGUGGAUAACGAGAACUGGAAUCCGGACUACAUGGCCAGCGACUGUGCAGAAGAUAUUAAGACCAUCCAGGAGAUUCGCAACGUGUUUGAUGCCGAGGUCCAGAAGCUUGAAGCCGAUCGCAAGCAACUCGGUCUGGAGAUUGCGACUUCUGGGGAGCCGCACUGGCCCUUGCCGGUCAAUCUGAAGCGUCUCAUUUGGAACGCGCAGAAGAUUUUCAAGAUUGAAAUGAAGAAGCCAUCGGACAUGCAUCCUAUGGAGAUUGUGGAGGCAGUGGACAAGCUGCAGGAGAAGCUACUGGUGGUGCCUGGUGACGACCCGAUCAGUAUCGAAGCUCAGAAGAAUGCCACCUUGUUCUUCAACUGUCUACUUCGUAGCACGUUCGCCAGCAAGCGUGUUCUCAAGGAGUACAGGUUGACGAAGGAGGCCUUUGAGUGGGUCAUUGGAGAGAUCGAGACGCGGUUCUUGCAGUCACUGGUGGCACCCGGGGAGAUGAUCGGGUGCGUGGCUGCUCAAUCCAUCGGCGAGCCGGCUACACAGAUGACGCUGAAUACUUUCCACUAUGCUGGUGUCAGUGCGAAGAACGUCACUCUCGGUGUUCCCCGGCUGAGGGAGAUUAUUAACGUGGCCAAGAAGAUCAAGACGCCGUCGCUGUAUGUUCACUUGAAGCCUGAAGUAAGCAAGGAGAAGGAGAGGGCCAAGAAUGUGCAGUGCGCGCUCGAGUACACGACGCUGAGAAGUGUCACGCAGGCGACGGAGAUUUGGUAUGAUCCAGAUCCGAUGAGCACCAUCAUUGAGGAGGACGUGGAGUUUGUCAAGUCUUACUACGAGAUGCCAGACGAAGAUGUCACUCCGGACAAGAUCUCUCCCUGGCUACUGCGUAUCGAGCUCAAUCGCGAGAUGAUGGUUGACAAGAAACUCAGCAUGGCAGACAUCGCCGAGAAGAUCAACCUCGAGUUUGUGGACGACUUGACGUGCAUCUUCAACGACGACAACGCAGAGAAGCUGAUCCUGCGGGUCCGGAUCAUGAAUGACGACGUCAGCAAGGGUGGCGAAGUAGACCAGUCGGACGACGACGUCUUCCUGAAGAAGAUCGAGAGCAACAUGCUCACGGAGAUGGCGUUGCGAGGGAUCCCUGACAUCCACAAGGUGUUUAUCAGGGAGCACAAAAGGCAGAGGUUUGACGAGCAUGAGGGCUUCAAGACCGAGACCGAGUGGAUGCUCGACACCGAGGGCGUCAACAUGCUGGCUGUUAUGUGCAACGAAGACGUGGACGCGACGAGGACGGUCAGCAACCAUCUGAUCGAAGUCAUUGAGGUGCUGGGCAUCGAGGCCGUCAGGCAAGCUCUCCUCAAGGAGCUCAGGGAAGUCAUAUCCUUCGACGGCUCCUACGUCAACUACAGGCACCUGGCCAUCCUGUGCGACGUCAUGACUUACCGGGGCCACCUCAUGGCGAUCACUCGCCACGGUAUCAACCGCAACGACACGGGCCCGAUGAUGCGCUGCUCGUUCGAAGAGACGGUGGACAUCCUCCUAGAUGCGGCGGUGUUUGCCGAGGCGGACCAUCUCAGGGGCGUCACCGAAAACAUCAUGCUCGGGCAGCUAGCUCCCAUCGGGACGGGCGACUUCGGGCUGCUGCUCAACGACAAGAUGCUGGAGCACGCGAUCGAGCUGCAGCUCCCGAGCUACAUGGAGACGGCCGACUUUGGCCUGGGGGGCGUGACUGGAACUCCGCACCACGAAGGGAUGAUGUCCCCGAGCUAUCUGCUGAGUCCCAACUUGCGAGCCUCGCCGAUCACGGACGCACAGUUUUCGCCGUAUGUUGGUGGCAUCACAUUCUCUCCGGGAGCUUACAGCCCGCUUUCGCCAGCGUACAGCCCUGCGGGGUACAGCCCGGCUUCUCCAAACUACAGCCCCUCGUCGCCGACUUACAGUCCAUCAUCGCCAGCUUACAGUCCGGCCUCUCCGGCGUACAGCCCGAGCUCUCCAGGCUACAGCCCGGCAUCGCCCGCGUACUCUCCAACGAGUCCAUCUUACAGUCCGACGUCGCCGAGCUACAGUCCCACUUCACCGUCCUACUCUCCAACCUCUCCAUCGUACUCUCCAACUUCGCCGUCUUACUCCCCGACCUCUCCAUCGUACUCUCCAACCUCGCCAUCUUACUCUCCGACGUCUCCUUCCUAUUCUCCCACUUCGCCAUCUUAUUCUCCCACUUCUCCGUCCUACAGUCCCACUUCUCCCUCGUACUCUCCCACCUCGCCGUCCUACAGCCCGACGUCUCCCUCGUACUCCCCAACCUCGCCAUCCUACUCUCCCACUUCGCCUUCUUACAGUCCGACGUCUCCGAGCUAUAGCCCGACGUCCCCGAGCUACAGCCCGACCUCUCCGAGCUACAGCCCGACGUCUCCGUCUUACAGCCCGACGUCACCGGCUUACAGCCCGACUUCUCCGUCUUACAGCCCGACGUCGCCUUCUUACAGCCCGACUUCUCCUUCCUACAGCCCGACUUCGCCUGCUUAUAGUCCGACGUCGCCGGCAUACAGUCCCUCGUCUCACACUUACAGUCCCAGCAGUCUCAAGUAUAGCUCCGCGAGCCCAAGCUACAGCCCGACCUCGCCCUCCUCGACGUACUCGCCUACGAGAUGAGACGAAGGAAUGUAAGAGUUUUUUUAUAUGAGAGAGGCGAUGGAUGAUUAACACACAAGUUUACUGAAGCUGUCCACAACCUGUAGAGCAGCCAGAAAAUAAGAAGUUGGAAGAGAAUGUAACUAUUGUAGCUUAUGACAGUUUUAUUUAUGAUACGCAUUGGAGGUCGUCCUUGGUGCUGCUAGGGAGCAUGCGCGAUUUAGAGAGAGAAUGCAUGACUCUAAGUAAGAUGGAAUUUUUCUCUCUUGAGUGAAAUGCUUUUAAAUCCA